Molecule: messenger RNA, 932 nt
Organism: Callorhinus ursinus (northern fur seal)
Lineage: Eukaryota; Metazoa; Chordata; Mammalia; Carnivora; Otariidae
Gene: PXT1
Product: peroxisomal testis enriched protein 1
Biological process (GO): positive regulation of apoptotic process
Cellular component (GO): nucleus; peroxisome
Source: RefSeq, a predicted model, not a curated record
AUGAAGAAAAAACAUGAUACCAUUGUUUGUGAACCUAAAGAACUUCUGAAUCCCUCUCCCAAAGUAACAAAUUGUUGCAAAUCCCUGUGGGUGAAAUACAGUUUUCAGAGGGAGUACAUGACCCGACUUGUCAGCUCCCAGCCAGUUUCAGCCAUGUCAAGGAACCCAGAUCACGAUCUGCCUUCUCAGCCCAAGGAGAGUAGCACUGGCCAGAACCAUCACCAGGAGGAAAUAAUCCACAAGUUGGCCAUGCAGUUGAGAAACAUCGGGGACAGCAUCGAUUGUAGGAUGGUUCGAGAGGAUUUUCAACAGGAAGUCAGGGAGGCACUGGCUCAUUUUGUCUUGCUUUUCUUUGGAGGAGUUCAUGUGUUGCUGCGCUUUCUCUGGAAUAACCGCUUGAUAUAAAAGGAAUGCAAAUGCCAAAUUCUGCUUUCCUCCUGUCCUCCGAGAAACCCUGAAUCCUACUGGAACAGAUGGAAGAAUACCCUUCUCCGUCUCCCUCUCUUUUUACCCAUCAGUGUUGGUUCACCCCUGGUUUGUUGGAGAAUGCCAGACUCACUGGCCGUUUGUCUGUGCAGAGCGACCAGCUAUGAGAUGUUUGAGAUUGCUUGCUGGGAACGCCCAAGGAGGCCCUGCCACUUAGAAAACACCAGUGCUGUGGAUGGUCCCAGUGCUCCUUAUAAGGAAAUCUUAAGCAUUUUCUUCCAUGAGUAAAACUGGACCUAAUCCUCAAAGAAAGGGGUGCUUUCUCCGGGCCCUUCCCAGGGUACCAGGCCCCCCAGCCAGCUGUUGGCCCCACCCUUGUUGCCUGUGUCCAGAUCUGCAGUGCCCUGUUCUUUUCCCUCUCUGUCUACCUCAUCAUCCCUCUUCCCCCUUUUCGAAGUAUUACAAGUAUUAAGAAAGUUUGUGGUUAUAAACUAUAAGUUCCAUAU